AUGUCCAAGACUACACUCGCUAUCAUCGCCGCUGCCUCUGCAGCCUCAGGCGCAGCUAUAACAGCCACGAUUUUUUCGGGCAGAAAUCGAAAGCCGAAUCCAACGCCUACAUCAGCACCUUUCCCAUCUUCAACUACUUCAGCACCCCUACCUUCCCAGGUUCACCAUCUCAAAGAACUCAUACCUCCCGUCAACCCCAAUGGCCUAUUUCAAUACGGCUUUCCCGGCCCCGUAAAUGACCUUCACCCAACCCUCAGUACAACCUCCGCCUUCGAUCGACGUACGCGCAACCCAAUCUGGGUCGCCGAGCAUAUCACUCCUGCCUCAAUAUCUGCCAACAAUGCGGACAGAAAACACAGCAUCUUUGAGGAAGACCUCACGAUCCCUGAAAAGUUUCGCGCGAAAUUGAAAGACUACUACCGGUCAGGCUACGAUCGCGGCCACCAAGUACCAGCCGCGGACGCAAAAUGGAGCCAGAGCGCGCUCGAUCAGACGUUCUUAUUGUCGAACAUGUGCCCACAGGUUGGGGACGGCUUCAACAGGGACUACUGGGCACAUUUCGAGGAUUUUUGCCGCAGACUGACGAACAAUUACCCUUCCGUCCGAAUCGUCACGGGCCCGCUUUACCUCCCUAAACGAGAUCCGGAUGAUGGUAAAUGGCGCGUCUCGUACGAAGUCAUAGGAUCACCGCCAAAUGUCGCAGUCCCCACGCACUUUUACAAAGUAAUCUUCGCUGAGGAUGGGAAGCCGGGGGGGAACGUGAGCCUUGGGGCUUUUGUGCUGCCAAAUGCGCGAAUCGAUAGUGAGAAGCCUCUCAAAGACUUUGAAGUGCCGAUUGAUGCGAUUGAGAGGGCUGCUGGGCUGGACUUUGCCACGGAGCUGCCUGCUACGCGGAGAAGAAGAUUGUGUGAGGAGGUGCGUUGCUCGAUCAUUGUCAGGGAGUAUAUGGAUCGGCACAAGGACUUGAUGGGGACAAGUCCGGGUAAGAAGGUCUUGCCGGCGUCGAGAUGA
Molecule: messenger RNA, 1011 nt
Organism: Bacidia gigantensis
Lineage: Eukaryota; Fungi; Ascomycota; Lecanoromycetes; Lecanorales; Ramalinaceae
Exons: 1
Coding region: 1-1011 (336 amino acids)
Biological process (GO): apoptotic DNA fragmentation
Cellular component (GO): nucleus; mitochondrial inner membrane
Molecular function (GO): metal ion binding; RNA endonuclease activity; single-stranded DNA endonuclease activity
Source: RefSeq, a predicted model, not a curated record